Molecule: messenger RNA, 345 nt
Organism: Microthlaspi erraticum
Lineage: Eukaryota; Viridiplantae; Streptophyta; Magnoliopsida; Brassicales; Brassicaceae
Source: the annotation of a GenBank genome assembly
AUGAAGAACUGGAGACGAGGUGGAACCCGUGGCUGUGAUGAUGGCGUACAUGUUACGCGAGAUGGCACUGUGGAAGAACGUGACAACUAUCCGUUCGAUAAAUUUACUCACGAACGUAUUGCUGGUGUGCCGGAGCAAAAGGGUCCCGGGGAUUGCGGUGUCUACUGUCUGAAAUACAUCGAGUGUCACGCAACUGGAAACGCUUUUUCAGCCUCUUCACUGUGCAACAAGAACAUCAAGGCAAUUCGGAGUAGGUAUGCUUGUGACAUUUUCAAGGAGACCGAUUGCAAGGGACCGAGGAUCCGUGACUGGGACGGUCUUGAUCCUUUCGACGGGAGAUGCUGA